GAUUGCUAGCACGCGCACAAUUCCAUUGGUCCCUUCCAACACUGCGUACAUCAUCAUUUUUAAAAUGGAAACGAAUUGCGUAAAAUUUUUAAUGAUCAUCGGUGUUUGUUGUGGUUUUUGACCUGUUCCAACGCUCAAGCGGACAUUCAUAAAAAUUUGUGGUGUGAAGGAGUUGACGCAAAUACCUAUUCGAAACGAAACCGAUUGUAGAGUUUGGAUACGAUGUAAUAGACCGAAUAGUUCUCCUUCAACAGGAUUUUGCACGAAUCCUUCUUAUUUCAGUGUAGAGCCGCAAAAGUGCACAUCUGAAAGGGCUGCCAAUUGUUUUGUUUGUCCAGAUACGACAUCGACUUCCUUACACUCAGUUGCAAAUUCUUGUAGUCGGUUUAUUCGUUGCAACGGUGGCUUCAGAGAUGUCGUGUGGCAUUGGUAUGGGCUUUAAUCCCGAAACUGAUAAAUGCGAACCGGGAUUUUAUCGAACAUGCCGUGCAUUAACUACGGCACCUAUUACCGAGCCAAGUACUGGUACACCAACUUCUGAUACACCAACUUCUAAUCCACCGACUUCUGAUCCACCGACUUCUGAUCCACCGACUUCUGAUACACCAACUUCUGAUACACCGACUUCAGAUACAUCGACUUCUGAUACACCGACUACUGAUACACCGACUACUGAUACACCGAUUUCAACGACUACAAUAAUACCACCCACUGACGACCCAAGUGAAGAAAUUCCGAGCGCUGAUACAACUUUAAGUACAGCCACUCCAUUAAUUCCCACCCAUGGAAUCCCAUUACAUUGGCAACUUGUACAUAGGACUUCAACAUAAAGGUCGUCAAGCAUUA
Messenger RNA from Bradysia coprophila, 846 nucleotides. Its product is annotated as salivary glue protein Sgs-3-like. Lineage: Eukaryota; Metazoa; Arthropoda; Insecta; Diptera; Sciaridae. The record is from RefSeq and is a predicted model, not a curated record.